Molecule: messenger RNA, 1116 nt
Organism: Cutaneotrichosporon cavernicola
Lineage: Eukaryota; Fungi; Basidiomycota; Tremellomycetes; Trichosporonales; Trichosporonaceae
Exons: 5
Coding region: 1-1116 (371 amino acids)
Molecular function (GO): FMN binding; oxidoreductase activity
Source: RefSeq, a predicted model, not a curated record
AUGAACCGCCUCCAGAGGUACGACCAGAAUGUCUUCAGCAUCGCGGACCUCCAACGGGAGGGGACGAAGAAGCUGUCCAAGAUGGUUGGAGAGUAUUACAACGAGGGUGCAAUGGACCUCCUUAGCAUGAACGACAAUGUUGCAGCCUUUGACCGCGUCCGGCUCCGCCCACGCGUCUGCAUCGACGUGUCUCAGGUUGACAUGUCAACAGAGUGUUUCGGCGCAAAGGUCAAAAUGCCCCUCGGUUUCUCCCCCGCGGCCAUGCACGGGAUGGCCCACGACGAUGCCGAACUGGGCACUUCGCGCGCCGCGGCCAAGGCUGGCUGCAACAUGGUGCUUUCCACUUGGUCGAACCACUCGAUCGCCGACGUCGUCAAUGCUGGGGACGGGUACGGAAACGCGUACGGUCAGCAGCUCAGCAUGGUUGAGUGCUGGGACACCAACAUGCACAUGAUCCGCAACGCAGAGAAGGCGGGCUGCGCAGCCCUCGUGCUCACCGUCGACUGCGCCUAUCUCGGCCGCCGGCUCAACGAAUAUCGCAACGACUUUACUCUUCCUGAACAUCUCACCUUCCCCAACCUGCCACCUGGUAUCAACCCUUACAACUUUGUGCAGAGCGACCCCCGUACCGCGUACGACCGUGCCUUCACUUGGGACAAGGUCGAGAAGAUUGUCAAGUCGACGUCGAUGCAGGUGUACCUUAAAGGCAUUCUGACUGCGGAAGACGCUCUUCUUGCUGCCGAAUCUGGUGUUCACGGCAUCCUUGUUUCUAACCACGGUGGUCGCCAGCUUGACGGAGCAAUCUCCACGUUUGAUGCACUGGAGGACAUUGUGGCUGCCGUCAAGGGGCGCAUUCAGAUCCACUUUGAUGGCGGAAUUCGCCGUGGCAGCGACAUCUUCAAGGCCCUCGCCAUGGGCGCCGACUACUGCUGGGUCGGGCGCAUCCCCGUUUGGGGUCUGGCUUACGACGGCGAGAACGGGGUCAGCCUCGCUCUUAAGCUGCUCUACGAUGAGCUUCUAAUCACAAUGGCGCUCUGCGGCUGCUCCAAGCUGAGUGACAUCCGCCGCAGUCACCUCGCGCGGCUUCGUGGCGACGGCACCUUUGCCAAGCUGUAA